Messenger RNA from Centruroides sculpturatus (bark scorpion), 1571 nucleotides. RefSeq lists its product as uncharacterized. Lineage: Eukaryota; Metazoa; Arthropoda; Arachnida; Scorpiones; Buthidae. Bases 49 to 642 code for a protein of 197 amino acids. The transcript is spliced from 2 exons. The record is from RefSeq and is a predicted model, not a curated record.
AAAAAAUUUUUUUAUUUACAGGAGGAACAACUUAGAAACCAUCACAGAAUGUUUCAUAGUAAUCAAUGUUACAUUUGCAAAUAUUGUGGCCAGACUGUCAAAUUACGACAAUCCAUGAUAAGGCAUCUUAAAGAAAAACAUAAUGAACAUGAGAGUGAAUGGAAAAAGGCAGGUGUUAUAAAUUCAAUGAUAAUCACGAAAAAAAAGGGUUCAGAAUUGCCCAGUGAGUCGAAAUUACUUUCAGAAGGAGAUGAUAGUCGAGGAAUAAAAUCUUCAUUAUCAACAUAUGCAAAUCAAGGAGGACAAAAAGUAACAUGUAACCAAAUAAUAAACAAAACAGUGUCGUCAGAUGUUUGUGAAAAAUCAGUGCCUUUAAAUAGUGAACAAUCUGGUGAUAAAAACAGUGGACAGAUUAUUUCAUCUUCCUGUACUGCUGAUACAGAAGAACCAAAUAAUCAUGUAGGAGAAGAAAGUUUGCCAAAUGUUUACUCAAAUGAGAAUGAACAUAUCACACAUUCAGUUGAUAACUGUAAUGAUUUGGAUUCUGAAAAUAAUUUAAAGAAAAUACAGACAGUUGGAAAUUCAGUUCAGAAAUUCAAAAGUAUGAGAGAAGAAUGUGAAGUUGAUUUACAAACAGAAUAGAUCAUUUCAGAAAGUCAUUAAGUAUCAGAUAGUUUAAUAAUGUGAAACUAAAAGAAAUAAUUGUUUGAAAUUAAGAUUCAAUAUUUUUACCAAAUCAUUAUUUAUAUAAUUUAAUUUGCAUUGCUUAUUUCAAGUUACUUCAGCAUUUCUUGGAAUUAAACAAAAAAUAAUAAGCAAUUUUGUUUUAUAUUGAAAUUUGCUGAGUAAAUUUCCAAAAGUAUUUCAAUCAUUUCAACAAUUAUUCUGAAUAAGAUAAAGUAUACUAUUAUUUGUAAUGAUGUGUAAUCAGAUUUUCUUUGAAAAUUUAUACAGUUUGGUAGCACUCACUAAAUAAAUAAAUAUGGAUGCAAAUUAUAUAUAAGAGUAGGCUUACCAUAAUAUUUUUUUUUCAAACCAGGACAAUUUUGAGAAAAUACUCACAACAGAAAAUAAAGCCUACUAGGAUAAAUCUUAUGAUUAAGGCUGUAUAAAAAGUUAACAAAAAAUGAGUUAAAAGCAAUUUUUAAUAACUCAACUGAACAUACCUUAUUAUUAAGACGUUAUUAAUAUUUAUCACUAGUGUGAACUUUCUUUAAAAAUUCUUUGUCACUUAAAUCAGUACUUUUAAAGUAUGAUAAUAUAUUUGAGGAAGUUCCUAUUGCUAUUAGGCUUGCUUUAUGUUUUGCACAUUUCAAGUGAUUUCUAAUGUCCAAACACCCAUGAGUUACUGAAAAUUCUGAAAAAUACAGUUCAUAUUUCACUUCGUUAAUAUGAUCACAGACUUCUUUCAAAAACAGAUAAUCCUUUUUUCAAUAUUCAGUAAACACAUGGUUUCUUUUUGGCAUUUUGGAGAUUAAAUUAAUAUGAUGUACAGUAGCAAAUGCCAACUAGCAAUUUGAAUUUGAACAAGAUAGGACAAACGUGGCCAGUGUAAGUUUCAAUGUUGCCAA